CAAGUAUCGUCUAAGUUUGCAUGUUCUAUGAAUGGAAACUUUAAUAGGCGCGUUCAGUAUGUUCGUAGAAAGCGAGGAUUGCAGUUGAGAAAGUAACGUUGGGAGAAAAAGUAAAAACAACAAAUCGUAUGAUUUGAAAACUUUGUUUGCAAUUGAUUGGGGAAAUAAUGAAAUCGGAUAAAAUUGUGCAGUGAUUGAGUGUUCAUUGUAUUUUUUUUUUGUUUGAUUUGGUAUUGAGAACUAAGAAUAUAAAGAUGAAAGUUCAAAGACAUAAACUAUUGAUCGCCUCGGCGUCAGCAAUGAUAUUUGGCAUAAUUUUUGGCUGGGUUGGAUUUCCGAAAAUACUCAAAGCAAUGAUAAAAAAGCAAGUUUCCUUAAAACCGGGCACGGAAAUACGUGAUCUCUGGACCCAAACGCCAUUUCCUCUACAUUUUUAUAUAUAUGUUUUCAACAUUACCAAUCCGGAAGAGGUGAUUCAGGGCGGUAAGCCUAAUUUACAAGAAGUUGGACCAUUUGUUUUUGACGAAUGGAAAGACAAAUACGAUUUAGUCGAUGAUGUUGUGGAAGAUUCAAUUUCGUUUAAUAUGCGUAACACUUUCCAUUACAACGCCGAAGCUUCUAAAGGUUUGACCGGUGAAGAGUUAAUAACUAUUCCGCAUCCAUUGUUGGUGCCCAUCUCUGUUGUGGUGCAACGUGAACGUGCCGCUAUGUUGGAUCUCGUGUCUAGAGCAAUAAAAAUUGUGUUCGAAGGUGAGAAAGCACUGCUAACUGUGAAAUUUAUGGACAUAUUCUUUCGAGGUAUUUAUGUGAACUGUGGGUCAGAGGAAUUCGCCGCCAAAGCCUUAUGCACGGCAUUCUAUACGGGAGAAGUGAGACAGGCGAAACAAGUGAACGAGACGCACUUUCUGUUUUCAUUCAUGGCAAAUAACAAUCACACCGAUGCCGGUCGUUUCACCGUCUGCCGUGGCGUAAAAAAUGUCAGCAAACUGGGCAAAGUCAUACGCUUCGGUAAUGAGCCCACACUGGAUAUUUGGCCGGGCGAUGAGUGUAAUGAAUUUAUCGGCACUGAUUCGACAAUUUUUGCGCCUUUCAUGACCAAAGAGCAAGGACUGUGGGCCUUCACACCGGAUCUAUGUCGCUCGUUUGGCGCCAUGUACAGGCGUAAAUCGUCAUAUCAUGGCAUGCCGGCAAUGCGGUAUUACAUGGAUUUGGGCGAUAUAAAGGCCGAUCCAAGUUUGCAUUGUUUCUGUGACGAUCCCGAAGAUAUCGACUCAUGCCCGGUGAAGGGCACCAUGAAUUUAGAGCCCUGUGUGGGCGCACCUAUUAUAGCUUCAAUGCCACACUUUUACAAUGCCGAUCCGAAUUUGUUUGAGCAGGUGAAUGGCUUGAGUCCGAAUGAGAAAGAUCAUGCAGUCUUCAUUGAUUUCGAAUUGACCUCGGGCACACCAUUCCAAGCGGCUAAGCGUUUGCAAUUCAAUUUAGAUGUCGAACCAGUGGAAAAAAUUGAGCCCGUGAAGGAUUUGCGCAAAAUGAUUUUACCGCUUUUCUGGAUUGAGGAGGGUGUGGCGCUGAAUAAGACGUUUACAAAUAUGCUAAAAUACACAUUGUUCCUUGGUCUGAAAUUCAAUUCUGCAUUGCGUUGGUCGCUUAUCACCCUCUCUCUGGUCGGCCUCAUGUCCAGUAGCUAUUUGUACUAUAAGAAGGGGGAUAGUUUGGAUAUAACGGUGCCACCAAAGGUGAUCACUGAACUCAGUAAUAAAGUGGAAGAUGUUAAGGCAGCACCACCGCCAGAUAAAAGGCCUGCGCCAGCUAUAAUGCAGGCUGAUCUCACAAAUCGUCGUGAUCCGACGAAUAGAUUUUAGUUUUAUUAUUUAAGUAAGAAAGAAAUAUACUUUAAAGGCGAUUUUAAAAUUAGCACAAUUAGUAUUCGCACAAAUCAUUAAUUAGAGAUACAAAAAACAAUAUCUCAAUAUAUGUGCCUACAUAUUUACCUGCACACUCGCACUUUUACGUAGAUGUAUGAAUGAUAAUUAUGGAAAUAAAGUGGAUCAGUCUUCUGCCUAGCGACGGACGAUCUGAUAAUAUGUUUCGAAAUCUCA
This is a messenger RNA of Ceratitis capitata (Mediterranean fruit fly), 2099 nucleotides long. It is a transcript of the gene Snmp1, whose product is annotated as sensory neuron membrane protein 1. The transcript has 8 exons. Gene Ontology annotation, molecular function: scavenger receptor activity. Gene Ontology annotation, cellular component: membrane; cytoplasm. The record is from RefSeq and is a predicted model, not a curated record. Lineage: Eukaryota; Metazoa; Arthropoda; Insecta; Diptera; Tephritidae. Bases 255 to 1862 code for a protein of 535 amino acids.